ACGCAAACACGACAAAUCGCGAGAAAGCUGCAUGGUUACUUACUUAGUCUACUUCUCUGUUGGAGCACUAAACUAGACUAGAUGGGAUUGGCUACCGGUAUAGUAGUAUCUGUUAAUGGUGAGCUGCGAGCUAGCUAGCUAUUAGGUUGGAUCCAAGCAGUGAGAAUUCGAGAAAGUGGGAGAAAGUUUUGGGCAUUAUUUGAAGAUGGCAAACUCGACGACCACCAUGGCGCCCACAGCUAUGCUGCGAUCGGAUCACAUUUCCAAUCUUUCCGACACUCAAGAAAAGGUCCUUUCGUUACUGCCGUUCCUCCCGGCUCUUUUGAGUUUCCUUGGAUCUAGUCAAAUCAUUUACAUGGUGAUUUCGCAGCGACAAUGGCAAACUCCCUAUCGAAGAAUCCUCUUGGGACUGAGCUGCAGUGAUUUGAUGGCCAGUGCUCAAUUCCCCUUGCAGGCAUUUUUAUUGCCUCAACAAACAUCCCAGCGAGUCUGGGCGAUUGGGACGGAUGCAACCUGCAGUGCUUUGGGAGUGGCACAACAAUUAACGUUUGUAUCCGCCUGGUACAAUGGCAUGCUCUCGAUAUUCUUUGUCAUGACGGUGCGAUGGGGUGUGCCGGAUCGAAUCUUUGCGCAACACUACGAACCAGUCAUGCACGUGAUAUCCAUUGGAUUUCCACUCAUCACGGCCAUUGUUGGAGCUGUCAUGGGAUGGUACCGGGAAAUCAGCGUGGGAAUGGGAUGCUGGAUCUCCAAAUGGCCCGAAGGAUGUGGAUGCAACGAGGGCGAAACGGGAGAAUGCUGUCAAUCGCAACUGGUGGCUUGGAUCGUUGGAGGAUUGCCGUCUCUUCUCACGUUUACACUCAUUCUGUGCAACAAUCUAUUGGUAUUCUGUCAUGUCUACACCACCAUACAAAGAGGCAGACAAAAUGCAACGACACGACAAAUAAUAGUGCAGGCGAGCACACAACAGCAGACUCAACCCAAACGAAGCUUUUCACUACGACGGUCGGUGGCACCAUCUUCUGAAGACCCCCAAUUGAAGCGAAUACGUGCAGUGGCCACACAAGCGUUUCUCUAUGUCGGAGCCUAUUUGAUCACCUAUGUGCCGGCCAUGGCUGUGCGCAUCAUGGAAAGUAGAGAUUACGAUGCCGAGGAUGAAGAUGAGAUCUUUCCAUUGUUGGUCCUGCAAUCACUGACAUUUCCGACACAGGGAAUACUCAAUCUACUGGUUUACGUUCGACCAACCUACUUGAGAGUACGAAAGGACUUCGCCUUGGAAAGCAAGUGGUGGGCCUUCCGACGGGCCAUGUACGGUGAUAGGGUGGUGCCUCGUCAUCGUCAGGGAGGCAAUCAAAGACAGACACGGCGCCACACACAGUUUGGAAUUGGACAAAGCUCCACCACGAGCAACCGGGGUGCUCUGUCGUUUUUACGUCGGUCGACGGCAGGGAAGAACGCAACACCUCAGCAACAACAACCAGAACCCUCAACAACUCCUGCUGCGCCAGCGACUACCACGACUACCACUGUAACACAACAGCAACAUGAACCCCAUGACUCAUCCAGUAUUGGUGAAUUUGCCGCGGAUUAUGAUGAGAGCAUUCAGCAUGACGAUGGCCACAAUGAUGAUUUUCCUGUUGAUGGAGACGUGGCUACUUGCAACACUGGCAGCCAACCGGACGCUUCGAUGCAAGGCGGAGCAACGGGAAAUGAGGUAAGUGAUAGAAGUUGGGACCAAAAAGCAUCACGCAAAGGAAAGGUUGAAGCUGCCAGGCCGAACGUCGACAAGGACCGAGUGGAGCCCCUCACAAUCGCAGACAGGCACGACGGUGCCGAAAGCUUUCUGGACGAAGGUGACGAUAGUGCGGCAAAACAUGAAGGCUACUAGCUCGUCAAGAGAAGACCAAAGGAGAGCAGCUACAAUGGUCCCUCCAGAAUCGAAUCAGUAAUGGGUGCUGAUGGUGGUCCACGAGAAAGGCCAAACGUGGUGCCACAAUGGGAAGGGGUGCAUCACUUGUCUUGUUCAAAAAUUACCGGACUCCCGCCCCUGGUGACAAUCCACAAUCUGGGAACAAGUUCCAGCUGUCUAAAGGAAACAGUGAGGUCCAUGCUGAGAUUUGUGGUGGAUUUCCGCGGGAAGAACCUACUGACCCAAGAAAAUGGUCAGCAUUGCUGAAAAGAACUGCUAGUCAAGCCCAGCAACUCAUGCAGCAGCAGUUGUACCCAGGACAGCCCAAAAGGAAAUGCUCCAGGCAGCAGUGAUCAGAAACAGCACACCACUGCAUCCAGCGGCUCUGCGGCUGGUCAGGUGGACGGCUCUGUACCGGUACGCAGCUGUCAUUCAACUGCGGAAGCCUUUCUCUCUUGGCCAUUGAGGUUUCGAGAGUCUUUGAAAUCAGUGGUACCAUGCAUGGUACUGUACAAGUUGGUCUGUUCAGGUACCGGUACGUACCAUUACUGCAUGUUUAAAAAUAAAUGUCCUCAAAGUAGCGAUUUACCGAGGCUAAAAAUAUAAAAGUCAUCGCACAAAUCUUGGACAAAUAAAUGCAGGAUGAAGAACCUUUCGGAGGGAGCAUUAACUAUUUAAAUACUCUAAUCAUAAAAAUCGGAAAGUGUCAUCAAGGGUAAAAACACAUUUAAACAGUUGUCAAGGAUGACCGAAACUGGGUUACUAAGCCAGACUGUGAGUUAAAAAGCAUGUUCUAACAACGAAUGAACGAGAAGACCC
Molecule: messenger RNA, 2728 nt
Organism: Seminavis robusta
Lineage: Eukaryota; Bacillariophyta; Bacillariophyceae; Naviculales; Naviculaceae
Source: the annotation of a GenBank genome assembly